Molecule: messenger RNA, 2874 nt
Organism: Cotesia glomerata
Lineage: Eukaryota; Metazoa; Arthropoda; Insecta; Hymenoptera; Braconidae
Gene: pHCl-1
Product: glutamate-gated chloride channel
Exons: 15
Coding region: 310-2004 (564 amino acids)
Biological process (GO): chemical synaptic transmission; signal transduction; chloride transmembrane transport
Cellular component (GO): neuron projection; synapse; membrane
Molecular function (GO): chloride channel activity; extracellular ligand-gated monoatomic ion channel activity; neurotransmitter receptor activity
Source: RefSeq, a predicted model, not a curated record
AAGGGACCAAAAUACGUGAGUCAAAUGGAGAGAGUUGGAGAGACAUUCCGUACAUCUUAUUCAGAAAAAAAAUUAAGUAUGAAAAAGUCCAGGUACUGGAAUCAAUCUGUCGGAAUUGGGGAACGAGAUGAAGAACUGAAACUAUCCAUUUUCUCCAUCGAGGUUUGAAUAAAAACAAAGGGUAAGCAAGUGUAAACGAACAACAAUGAAAAUGGAAGAGCAUAGAAGUUGAAAUAGACCCUACAAAGCAUCGGCAAUCUGCCUCUUCCUUUGCGGCCAGUGACAUUUUUAAAGCUAAGAUGACAUAGAAUGGGUUGGGUGGCGCUAGGGCGGCGUGCGGGUGGUAGCAGCCGCUUAUCACCCAUCCUCUCGCUGUCUCUCGCCUCCCUUGUAAGCUCCUUACUAUUCACUACCCUCUGUGUCCUCACCCUAGCUCUCACUUUUGCCACCUUCGUACGCUCCGAAGACAUCUUUGAGGAAGGAAAAUCAGACAAGGAAAUUCUGGACAAUUUGCUGCUGUCGACGCGCUAUGACAAGCGGCUUCUUCCGCCGGUCCAAGAUGCGGAUUUCUGCUGUGGAUUGCGAUCGCCUGGUGACUCGACCAGGCCAGUUAACCGAUCAGCGACCUUAACCGACCUUACGCAGAACAACAACCAGAACAAUAACCAUUAUACGCCGCACCAACACCUUCGCACUCACCUUCGCGGAACUUUAACUGUAAAUGUGAGCGUAUUGUUAUUAAGUCUGGCUUCACCUGACGAAUCGAGUUUGAAAUACGAAGUUGAGUUUCUCUUGCAACAACAAUGGUAUGAUCCACGUCUACGUUACAGUAAUCGAUCGCGAUACGAGUUUUUAAAUGCGAUCCAUCAUCAUAAUGACAUCUGGCUGCCAGAUACCUAUUUUAUCAUGCAUGGUGACUUCAAAGAUCCUCUGAUUCCGGUACACUUCGCAUUACGGAUUUAUCGCAAUGGCACUGUCAACUAUCUGAUGCGGCGUCAUCUUAUCCUUUCUUGUCAAGGUAGACUCAAUAUAUUUCCGUUCGAUGACCCGCAAUGUUCGUUUGCUAUUGAGAGCAUUUCCUAUGAACAAACAGCAAUUACUUACGUAUGGAAAAAUGACGAGGCGACGUUAAGAAAGAGCCCGAGCCUCACAACACUAAAUGCGUAUCUUAUUCGAAAUCAGACAAUCACGUGUCCGAUAAAAGCAAGCUGGCGUGCUGGCGCACACGUGAUUGUCGACUACGAGGACGAGUUUGACGAAUUCGGAGAUUCAAAGUGUUCACUGUGCCAGCGCAGGUUUGAAGAACAAGGUAACUACAGCUGUCUGAAAGUGGAUCUUAUCUUCACAAGGGACCGUGCCUUUUACUUUACCACAGUCUUUAUUCCGGGAAUAAUACUGGUAACGAGCUCGUUCAUCACUUUUUGGCUUGAAUGGAAUGCUGUACCUGCAAGAGUCAUGAUUGGUGUGACAACAAUGCUCAACUUUUUCACUACGUCUAAUGGGUUCCGUUCAACACUACCAGUUGUCUCAAACUUGACUGCCAUGAACGUAUGGGAUGGGGUAUGCAUGUGUUUUAUCUAUGCCAGCCUACUCGAGUUCGUGUGCGUCAAUUAUGUGGGCCGGAAACGACCACUUCAUAACGUCGUUUAUCGGCCAGGCGAGAAUCCUGUCACCCAGCGGCUACCAGCGGUGCUCAGCAGGAUAGGGAUUAUAUUGGCCAGCCCCUUGGGUGAAAAGAAACGAGAGGGUGGCAAUACAACGACUGGUAGUAAUGGUCCAACUGAAAUGAACGUCGCCUGUACAACCUGCAAUUCCAAUUCCUGUACACAUACAACAACCAAUGGCUGUGCAGCAGAGUGUUGCUUUGUUCAGCUCAGGAAAAAGGAGCCGCCGCAUCCAAUCCGGGUGGCGAAAACGAUUGACGUAAUAGCAAGAAUAACGUUUCCAGUCGCAUAUUUUAUGUUCCUCACAUUUUUCUUCAUACACUACAAAGGAGCCUCAUAAAGGAUCAACUCAGCAUAAUGAUAACAUUAAUACUAUCAAAAAGGAUAAACUUAAAUUUAUUUAAUGUGUUGUUGUAAAAAGGACUCUUAAAAUAUUGUUAAAUGUAAUAAAAAAUACGAUCAAUUUUACGUCGAGUAACAAGAUCUUCAAGUAACAAGAUAAAUUAAGAUCUCUGGUAUUAAGUAUAAAUAAAGUAUUAAGUUAAAGAGUUGAACAUAAAAGUCAAGAAAUUUUAUGCUUUUAAUAGUUAAGAAAUAGGUACUCCAUUUUCGCGAAUUUUUUCUAGUUUACUCGGAGCAAUAAAUGAAAAUUUGCUGUAGCGAUAUCAUCUUCUUUUUUUACUAUUAAAAACAAUAAAAUUUCUUGAUUUUUAUGACUAAGUAAGCACUUACUUUGAAAAGAAUGCUACUGCGAAGAAAGAGAGAGAAAAUGAUUCAAGUGAAUACUUGGUAUAUUAAAGAUUGAAAUCAAAUGUUAUCUAUCUAUGUUAUUAGAAAAAAAAAAAAAAAAAAAAAAAGAAAAAAAUUGAAUCAUUUAUUGCUAUUAUAUCAGUUGUAAUUUUAAUGAUAAUAUUAUUAAUAAAUAUUAAUAAAUCUACAAACAUGCUACUGUAAUUUUUACGAUGAAAGAUAACGAAUUCCUCAAUGUUAUUGCUAUUUUGAGUUUUAUUAUUACUAUGCAUCCUGCAUGAAAUGACUGUAUGUGGCCAAGUACAUGUUACAUUACAUGUCCGUUAUUAUAUAAAAUUGUCCAUUUUAUGUACAUCAGAGCGUAUCGAUAUCACAUUUUCUGCAGUUUUUUACAUUACAUGCGCUGUAAUAGGAGAUUGCACCAUUGGUAAAUAGAAAAAUGAAAAAACUUUUAGGGAAA